Molecule: messenger RNA, 422 nt
Organism: Schizophyllum commune H4-8
Lineage: Eukaryota; Fungi; Basidiomycota; Agaricomycetes; Agaricales; Schizophyllaceae
Exons: 2
Coding region: 63-269 (68 amino acids)
Source: RefSeq, a predicted model, not a curated record
AUCGUCAACAUUCGAUACGUUGUCGAUAGCUACAAGCGCCAGAGGAGCUGGACCACCCCGAAAUGGGUAAAGGACCUAUGCCCGCGGCAGGCAGCGCUGACAAGCGCUUCGUGAGAGGUGGCGCGAAGGGGAAGCCUUUCUGCUCUGCCUUCAAUUCGACGGGCGGGUGUAGAAAGCCCGCAGGAAAGUGCCCACACGAACAUCGGUGCUCGACGUGCAGGAGCGAAAAGCACAAUGCAAUGUCGCAUGGACGUUGGGCCGCUGCCUGAGAGCGGUAGUUGGCCAUAAACACCGGGACUCCGUACUUGCUGAGGCGAUGGAAGAUAUUAGGCCUCCGGCAAUGUCUGCAAUCUGACCGGUACCGUUAUGAUCAUGUCUACACCUCGCUGCAAUGUAUAUCAAUGCUCUUGCUGCCUUCCGGA